Messenger RNA from Erinaceus europaeus (western European hedgehog), 5215 nucleotides. RefSeq names its product kringle containing transmembrane protein 1 (gene KREMEN1). Lineage: Eukaryota; Metazoa; Chordata; Mammalia; Eulipotyphla; Erinaceidae. The record is from RefSeq and is a predicted model, not a curated record. Gene Ontology annotation, biological process: Wnt signaling pathway; multicellular organism development. Bases 119 to 1501 code for a protein of 460 amino acids. Gene Ontology annotation, cellular component: plasma membrane. The transcript has 9 exons.
GGCGGAGCUGGGUGGGCGGGGCGUCGUCGCCCAGAGUCCCGCUCCCAUGGCCGCCCCCGGCUCCCGGUGCUGCCCCCUCUCCCCCGGGCCGCGCCCCGGGGCCCCGCACUGACCGCCCAUGGCGCCGCCCGCCGCCCGCCUCGCCCUGCUCUCCGCCGCGGCGCUCACGCUGGCGACCCGGCCCGCGCUCGGCCUCGAACCCGGACUCGGACCCGGACCCGAAUGUUUCACAGCCAACGGUGUAGAUUACAGGGGAGUGCAGAACUGGACGGCCCUACGAGGCGGGGAGCCAUGCCUGUACUGGAACGAGACGCUGCAGCACCCGUACAACACGCUGAGAUACCCCAACGGGGAGGGAGGCCUGGGCACACAUAACUACUGCAGAAACCCAGACGGAGAUGUCAGCCCCUGGUGUUACGUGACGGAGCACGAGGAUGGCGUCUACUGGAAGUACUGCGAGAUCCCCACCUGCCAGAUGCCUGGAAACCUUGGCUGCUACAAGGAUCAUGGAAACCCACCUCCUCUUACUGGUGCCAGUACAACGUCCAACAAGCUCACCAUACAGACCUGUAUCAGCUUCUGUCGGAGUCAGAGGUUCAAGUUUGCCGGGAUGGAGUCAGGCUACGCUUGCUUCUGUGGGAACAAUCCCGAUUACUGGAAGUAUGGGGAGGCGGGCAGCACUGAGUGCAACGGCGUCUGCUUUGGGGACCAUGCCCAGCCUUGUGGUGGUGAUGGCAAGAUCAUCCUCUUUGACACUCUCGUGGGUACCUGCGGUGGCAAUUAUUCAGCCAUGACAUCCGUGGUCUACUCUCCUGACUUCCCUGACGCCUAUGCCACGGGGAGAGUCUGCUACUGGACCAUCCGGGUCCCGGGGGCCUCCCGCAUCCAUUUCAACUUCACCUUGUUUGACAUCAGGGAUUCUGCGGACAUGGUGGAGCUGCUGGACGGUUACACCCACCGUGUCCUUGUCCGUUUCAACGGGAGGAGCCGCCCGCCUCUGUCCUUCAACGUCUCGCUGGAUUUUGUCAUUCUGUAUUUCUUCUCUGACCGUGUUAACCAGGCCCAGGGAUUCGCAGUCUUAUACCAAGCUGUUAAGGAAGAGCCACUGCCAGAGAAGCCUACUGCCAACCAGACGCUGGCUGAGGUGAUCACAGAGCAGGCCAACCUUAGCAUCAGCGCUGCGCGGUCCUCCAAAGUUCUCUACGUCAUCACCACCAGCCCCAGCCACCCACGCCAGACCGUGCCAGGGUGGACAGUGUACGGCCUCGCAACUCUCCUCAUCCUCACAGUCACAGCCGUCAUUGCCAAAAUCCUGCUGCACGUCACCUUCAAGUCUCACCGUGUUCCUGCUUCAGGGAACUUUAGGGAUUGUCACCAGUCAGGGGCGUCUGGGGAAAUCUGGAGCAUUUUCUAUGAGCCUUCUACUUCCAUUUCCAUCUUUAAGAAGAAGUUCAAGGGUCAGAGCCAACAAGAUGACAGAAAUCCUCUUGUGAGUGACUAAAAGCCCCUCCAACCCCACGCCCAGGAUGCAAGGUCCCUGCGAGCUCCAGGCUGCUGGGGGCUGCCCCUUCCAGCUGACUCUCCCCUGGCUCCCGCAGCCUCUGCAGAGACGCCCCCCCUGCAGACGGGGCAGGAGUCACAGGGACUGGUCGUGCUCGGUCAGCUGCACUUAGGAAAGAGGCUCCAGGCCUCAAGUCGUCCCCAUCUCUGUCUCUGUCUGUCUCUGUCUCUCACUGUGGAACCGGGUGUAUCAGGACAGUGGGGCCGAGCUGGCUGUGCAUAAGGCUGGUCUCCAUCCUGUCCGUGGUAGACGGCGGUCAGGUGGUGGGUAGGUGUAGUGUGCGUUGUACCUCACUUUUCUUCUCUCUGUUGCCUGAGGGCCAGAGGAGAAGGCUGAGUUGUGCUUCUUGGCUUGGUUUUGGUUUUUUUGAGGGCUGAGGUGCUAUACUCUUGGACAUUAGCUCCACAAAGCCCACAAGGCGGCUCCCACUGAGUGCUGACUCUGGGACUUGGCGCUCCGGACCCAGAUGGCCUUCUCCAGCUGGGAAGGGCUGAUGGAUCAGGGCCGGGUCCAGAGCUCCUCAUUCUCGUUAAGCUGACACCUUGCACGCACAGGCUUCCUCUCUAACACUCAUGCACUUGUUCACUUACGCAGCACUCUUCACGGGACGCUCUCAGAGGCACUCAGUGACUCCAUGUUGGAUCGGGUGUGUCUGGCCUCGACCCCAAGCGGCCAGGGUCCCAUGGGGCCAGACCAGUCCCUGUCUCUACAUCAUUCCCGAAGUCGACUCUCAGUUCAGAACAGGGAGUAUAAACGUUGUGCUUCAGCACUCGAGCGGCCUUAUGAGACACAGCCAGCAGUGCCUCCACUAGGAAGCCCUCAUUUUAAGGGAAAAUUAGAAGAAAAAAAAAACCCUAAACCAUUAUUCUGUAGCCCUCUCUACCCCCUUUUAUGGGGCCAACCGGGGUCACUCACAAGUGUGAAAAGAAAAGACUCUUAUCUCUGGUCCCAGACCGCCCUCUCCUCAGCAGGGGAAAUGAGAUUAGUGUGAGGAGUAAGGAGGAGGACUUGGGAACUGGAGACCCUCAGAGGAUAAGCGUCCUAAGAUUGAGAGCUGCAGCUGCGGGGGCCGCUGUGGUGAGAGCCGGUGCCAUCCCUCAUUUUUAGAAGUCCCUGCCACGGGCAGCAGGCUGCAACAGCUGGGGAGAGUGGUCUGGGCCUUUGUCAGAGCGAGAGUCCCUAGAGCACUUGGCCUUGGGCUUGUGGUGCCUCACAGGCUCUGUCUUUGGGCCGCUCUGCCUACCUCCUUCAAGUCCCCAAGCCACAGCUGGUUGUGUCCCUCCCUGCCCAGGAUUUUGCCACAGUGACUCCUGCUGUACCCGGCCUCUCCCGUUACGAUGGAGGCUGCAUGAGACCAGGUGUCUGUGGAGAAAAGCGGUUCCUGGAACACUAGGAGAGAUACUAGGGGCAGGCAGGCAGAGGGAGAGGGGCCAGUGUGUCCAUGGGAGGGGCCUGCCGCAGGCUGGAGCAGCUUGGUGUGGUCGUCACGCUCUGACCCGGAGAGCGUGAGGCCCCGGAACAGCUGUCUGCAGGCCCCGCAUCCGGAGACAGAGACAUGUGCGAGCCAGGGACCGCUGGGAAUGCGCCCCCACGCGCAGCCUCCCCCAAGCUCCUCCUGGCUCCCGUGGAAUCUCCUCUCCAGCACUAGCGGCAGGUGUGCGCUGUCACAAAGGGGCCCCCUCACAACACCAGGGGCAUGGGGAAUCUGGCCCCGGGCAGGGUUUGCCCUGCUGAGGGAUAGUUGGUCAGCUGCCUAGGGCUUACACUGAUUGCUGGCCUUUGGAGGCUCCCAAGGGACCACCCACCCUCCUACCCACCUCAUACUUCAGGUCAGAGACCCGGCCCCAAGCCUGGGUGUUACCUGACCUGCAGCCAGGAAAGCCCUUUCUCAGAGAUCACAGAUGCCCUGGCAGUGCCCUUCUCCCACUUGCCUGGCACAGGCCAGUACUACCAGGACCACCUAACUGCCCAAAUGGACGACUGUGAGAAACCCACACCAGCCUCAGGACGGUGUGGUGCAAGAGGGCUGUGAAUCACCGAGGGCUGGCUCUCCGUAAAUGCCAUGACUGGGGCUGGCAGCCAACAGUAGCACCCCACAGAAGGUCCCCUGCAGCCGAGCAGACACCUGAGAAAGAAAUUGACCCACAAGAGAUAAGACACGCUGUCAGGAACUCCGAGGGAGGAAGCAUUUUUAAGAAAUGACUUUAGAAGAAACAGAGCAGGGUGGGUGGUAAUUAGAAAGAAUGAGAUUAUUACAGGUCACAGCGCAGAGGAUUAUGAAAGAGGGAAGGGGGGUUUUGAGGACCACCAGGCUGUCCAAAUCCUCUGUCCCCUGCCCCAAGCUGGCAUAGAGUGGAGGAGGCCUGUCCACCUUUCAGCCCUCACUGCUGGGGCCCAGGCCCGCCUCCUCAGUGUGGGAUCCAGCGUCGUAAAGGAAGGCCUGUCUCUAGUCUGUGUGUCUCAGUGUCCUGGGUCUUUCUAGAAGGCUGGCAGGACUGCAUGUGGCCCAGUCAUUUUGCAGACCAGAGAAGGACCAGAAAUGAACCCUUGGCGCCGUCCCCACUGUCAGAACAGGGCUGUGGCCUCCUGGGUGUGAGCAAGGUAACCCAAUUGCUGUAAUUUCUCAAGUUGUGGGCUCUGGCUCAAGAUUCCUAUCGGCCAGAAACUCCCAAAGAUCAAAGCGCCAGCAAGCACAGUUGUCCUGACCUGCAGGCCAAACCCAUGGGGCGUGUCUGGGCAAGGCACUCCGCCCCCCCACCCACUCACACCCCAUGGUUACCCGGAGGCAGGAGUUGGCCUCACCUGCUUCAGGAGCAGGCCAGGCCAUCACCAAGCCACAGUGCAUUUUGGGCACUUCACCAUCACAGUCUCUUACCAGUGGAAGCCCUGUCUCCUUGUCUGAUGAAACCAGCCAGGUCUCUGACAAAGCCAGGCCGACCCCCUCACUCCACAGCCCAGUCAACUGGUGCCUUCUUGGAUUUCAGAUCUCCAGUUUGGUGUUUGAUGUCUGCUUUGAUUUACUGCCUUGGGAAUGUACUCAACCUCUGGUUUUUCCUCUGGUGCCUCGUUUACCUUCCUCACCGCUCUACCUCCUGGCCCGGCUUUCAGCUCAGCGGCCCUGGCGUGGAGUGUUUUUCAGACCUUCCAGCCACAGCUGCCUCCCCUUCAGGCCGGAUGGCUCCGGGGUGACGGGACCCCACUCUCUGCCUGCAGACCCCAGACAGGUGGUCCCUCUCUCACCAGGCUGAGCGUACUCAUGAGGCAGAAGCAGGGCGUGGAGGUAAAUCUACGUUCCAGAAAGACCUUGUCUUUGGGAACACAUAGUGGGGUUAAUUCUUGCCCUGCCUUCACAGGGCGUCAGCUUCAAGACCUACCCACAUCCAGGUUCACCCUCCUGUGAGGAUCUUGACUUUGAAUAACAAGGCUUUACUUGUACAUAAGCUCUUAAUAUGCGACUUUGAGGAUAAAAUAGAGACAUCACGUAUUUUAAAAUAUGAAAUGAAGUUUGACGCACUGUGUACAAUUUAAUAUAUAUUUUUAGGAUUUUGUUAUUUAAGGAAAUGGAAUGUAAUGGUACUUAACUUUUACAAAAGAAAGAAAAAGUUAUUUUUACUGUCUGGAGAAAAUAAAUAUUCUCACUGUGGUAGAAAUGUG